Messenger RNA from Rhodotorula toruloides NP11, 1845 nucleotides. RefSeq names its product ubiquitin carboxyl-terminal hydrolase 36/42. The record is from RefSeq and is a predicted model, not a curated record. The transcript is spliced from 7 exons. Gene Ontology annotation, molecular function: cysteine-type deubiquitinase activity; cysteine-type endopeptidase activity. Gene Ontology annotation, cellular component: cytosol; nucleus. Bases 1 to 1845 code for a protein of 614 amino acids. NCBI's taxonomy places the organism in Eukaryota, Fungi, Basidiomycota, Microbotryomycetes, Sporidiobolales, Sporidiobolaceae.
AUGGACGAGGACGACUUCUCGGCGAGGAUCCUCGGCGCGACGGCAGGCGCGGCGAAGCCUCUCAGCCUCAAGAGCCUUCUCGAGCAGCCCGUCAAGUUCGCACCGGCGCAGGGGAAGCAGCAGGACGACGAGAUCCCGUAUGAGCCGAUCAACGUCAAGCCCGCUGCCGGAUCAUCCUCGCUUCCGAACGGCACCUCUGCAUCGACCUCGGCCUCGCCCGUCGCCUCCACCUCGAAGCAACCUUACACAAACGGUCUCCCAACUCCCCCUCCCUCCGUCCCUGUUCCUGCCGCCUCAACCUUCGGCCGCGGCUCCUCCCUCUUCCCUCCCAUCGACACCAACACGUCAUGGCCGAAGCAAUACCCCGUCGGCGCUGGGCUCAACAACCUCGGCAAUACGUGCUUCCUCAACUCGGCGCUCCAGGUCCUGCUGCAUACGCCGCCUCUGUUGCGGUACCUCGAGUCGUCGCAGCAUCCGGCGGAGAACAAUUGCAAAUGCAAGCAGCAGAAGGACUUUUGCAUGAUCUGCACCAUGCGAGCAUGCGCACGGGUGUCGUUCUCCCAGCGUCAGCGAAGCUACGCGCCGAACCCGGUCGUCAGAAAUCUGAAGAAGAUCGCCAAGCACAUGCGGCUCGGUCGGCAAGAGGACUCGCACGAGUUCCUCCGCUUCUCCAUCGAUGCGAUGCAGGCCGCCGCGCUGUACGGCAAGUCUCCCAAACUCGAGCAAAAGAUCAAAGAGACCACCUUCGUCCACCAGAUCUUCGGCGGCCGCCUCCGCUCGCGCGUGCACUGCAUCGCCUGCGGUCACAACAGCGACACGUUCGACUCGAUCCUCGACCUCUCGCUCGACCUCGGCAAUCGCGCCAACUCGCUCAAAGACGCGUUGGACAACUUUGUCAGGAUUGACAAGUUGAGCGGGCAGAACAAAUACAAGUGCGAGAAGUGCAAGAAGCUCGUCAACGCCGAGAAGUACUUUGCGAUCGAGGACGCCCCGCUCGUCUUGACCGUCCACCUCAAGCGGUUCUCGCCGACCGGUCGCAAGAUCACGGGCCAGCUGCGGUACCCCGAAACUCUCCAUCUCGGGCCGUACAUGUCGAAUCCCAAGGUCGACCCGUCCUACCGACUCUACGGCAUCAUCCUCCACUCCGGCGGCGGCCCCCACUCCGGCCACUACACCUCCUACGUCCGUUCGUCGUCCGGCAAAUGGCACGACAUGAACGACGACUACGUCUCGUCCCUCGCCCGUCCGCCUCUGUCGGAUCGCGACGCGUACGUCUUGUUCUACGUGCGCGAGAAGGGCGAGUCGCUCAAGGAAGCGAUUUAUGGAGGCUUGAAGUCGCCGCCGAAGGACAAGGUGGGCAUGGCGCUCGUCAACGUGAACGGGAAGCGGCCGCGCGAGUCUGUCGGCGCACCCGUCGCGCGCGACUCGCCCUCCGCACCGAAACGAUCUCGCCCUUCAACCGACUCUGCACCCGCGGCAAGUUCGUCCCCCGCCAUCCCGGUCAAGGUCCCCUUCAUGCCCGGCGCCGUUCCCGCCUCGUCAGCCUACUCCUCUUCGCCUCCUCAAAACCCCUCCUACGCCGGUCCUCGUCCUCCACCCGUCCUCACCGCCCCGCGCCCCGCUCCAACAUCUCCCACCAAACCCUCUCCCUUCCCCGCCCAGACUCACUCGCCGACAAAGACCUUCCAGUCGCGCACUUCGCUGCCUGGACAAGGAGGAGGAGGAGGACAAGGAGGGGGAAAGGUCAGAAUCCCGUUGGCGGGGAACUUGCAGCCGAAGCAUGAGAAGAAGAAGAAGCACGGGCAUCCGGCGGGCAAGUACCUUCCGAAGACGAUCCAUGGCUGA